GAAUUUGGAAGAAGAGUGACGCCACAGCCUUUAGGGAAGACGACAUUUUAUGUGAAUCGCGCGUCCACGGCAUGUCUGUGGAGUUUCGUGCCAAAUACUUAAACUUUAUUGUACAAAUUUCGCUUACUAAAAUCUCUUAAAGGAAAAUUCACAUACUUUAAUAAAACUUUUGACACCAUAUCUGACAUCUAUAACCCAUCUAUAAGUCCUAAUUAUGAGUUAUAGCUACCAUAAAUGCAGCUCUAGUAUGAGUUCUCGUGGCCGUGGAUUUAAUUCUCGAGGGGGCAGUUCUUAUAGGGGAAGAGGAGGUGGUAGUGGAAAUGAAUGGAACAGUGGAUCCACAGGAGGAAAUAUGUCUAGCAGAGGAGGUUAUUCCUCAUCUAGAGGAGGCAGAUUUAAAUAUUCAACUACCAGUUAUGAUUCUCGGUCAAAGUAUAAUUCUGGAGGGUCUGAAAGAUAUUCUAGUAGAGGAGGAAGAGGUGAACAUUCAAAUAGUUAUAAAAGACCAAGGGAAUCUUAUUCUGGAAGAGAUGAACACCGAUCAUCGAGUGAUUCAACUCGUAAAAGGAUGAGAAGUGAUUCAUAUCAGGGUGGAGGUAGCGGUAGCGGCUCUCAGAGGUAUUCUUCGUCGUAUGGUGGUUCAUCUGCAUCAGCUCCUUAUGACGAUAAUAAGGGAUCGUCGUCUUCGGCCGUGUAUGAGGACAAGAGACAAAGCGAACGUGCUUCGUCAUACCAUCGCUCAGAGGACCGUCAUUCAGCAUCGCGGAGCUAUGCACCUCCACCACCCCCUCGAAUUAGUGAAAUGGCACCUCCAACUCAGAGAUAUACCUCGAGCCGAGGGCGAAUAUCGCAUCAAAGCUCAAACUACAGAGGUCGCAUUUCAACUCGUGGAAGCGGUAGAGGGGGUGGAUUCCAUCGUAUGAGCUCUCGAUCGGACGUCAUCAUGGCUCGCAAGCGUACUCUACACUCACUCGACUAUCGACGCAAGCUGCUAGGAUCGCGAUCGCGAGACUACAUCCAGCGUGUGCGCAUGACCACAACCAAAUUGCGCAGGAGUAGCGGUACUACUAGGCUAUCCGGAAGUAAAAAGGAGUCAGGAUCAGGAACGAGCAUGAAGGACAAGGAUAGAGAGAUGACCAAAGCUAUUAACGCUGAAUUUUCCGAUGACGAUGAAGAGGAUGAUGAUAACAAAAGUAAUUGGGAUGAUGAUGAUAAGCCACAUGAACGCGACGACGAAGAAGAAGAGGAAGAGGAAGAGAAAAAGAAAAAAGAUGAAAAAAGAAAGAAGGAAAAACAAGAUCGGGAAAGACAAAAUACUGAAGAUGAGGAAGAGAAAGAAGACGAAGUAAAAGAAGAUGAAGAUGAUCGAAAACAUGAGGAUGAUGAGGACGAUGGGGAUGAUGAAGAAAGAGAUGAAAAUGAUAAAACAGAUCACGGUAGAACUACUGGUUCAGAAGAGUUACCUAGUAGAAGAGAUGGGAGAAAAUUUAUUAAAUUAACUUGUCCACAUUGCGCUCAUCGUAGUGUUACUUUCAAAGAAUACUCGCUACAUUUAUAUUCGGGCCGUCACAGUGCAGCAAUGAGACGAAUUGCAUCACGGCACAAAGCAACUUUGACUCGUAUGCGUGUCUUGCAACGACAAGAACAACGACGUGUCGAGGCCCGAGAUGCUGCGCGUGGUACUUUGCCUUCUCGUACCAUGUUCUGUCCGAUCUGUAAACUUAAUUAUCGUUCUCUUAAAGCAAUACAUCAGCUAUCAGAUUCCCAUCGUCAAAUGAAACGAUUUCUCACACCAUUUUGCCGCACCUGUCGUAUUCAAUUUCGAUCACCAAUGCUAUUUGAAACUCAUAUGUGUUCUUUGGAUCACAUUAAGAGGAAAAGUGCAUUAAAAGAAAGAAUGAACGCUGCUGGCAAUGGUGAAGCGGAAGCGAAUUCAAGUGGACCUGAAGAAGAUGACAAGGAAGUUAAUCUUGAUAACUUUAUGACUCUGGAUUCUGUAGGUGAUGUUGACGCAGAAGAUGAAGAGUCUUCCGAGAAAAAGAAAGAAAAACCAGAAAAUGAAGGUACAAACGACACAGAAAAGAAACCUAAAAGCAAACAAAUGAUUAAAGUGGGAGCAGAAUACAUAAAACGUGUCGAAGUACAAUUCUGUGAAUUGUGUAAGAUAUAUCUACCACGUAGUGAGAAUAGUGAAAGAGCAAUAGCGCUCCAUUGUUCAACCAGAAGUCAUCUUAAACGAUAUGUGCGCGAUAAUGAUGAUAAAGCAUUGCGAAGGCAAGCAGAAAGAAUCCAUCUGCAAUCAUCGUCAUCUACCAAUAAUACUACUACUCCAAAUGCUGUAAAUAGUACAGAAAAUGCUAAAUCUCCAACUAAUUCUGAACCACCAUCUACAAAUAACACAUUGCCAGUAACUACAACUGAUGGCACUAAUACUGCUGAGUCGGGUAAAGCAAUUGAGCAGAAAGGGGUUGUUGAAUCUGAAAAAAAUAUGAAAGAGAAUAAAAAUGGACAAGCGGAAGAUGAUGAUGAUGAUGAUUACCCCGGCGAUAGUGGCGAUAAGUUAUGGGAUGAUGUUGAUAAGGACUUGGGCGAUAUUUUAAGAGAAACAGAAGCAGGAGGUAAAUCUAGCGAUGAUGAAGAUUCUCGUUAUGAUCGUUUCCGUAAUUCAGAUAAGAAACAACAACAUUCUGGCAAGGAUAAAGAAAGGGACAGUGAAAAGAACGAAAUAGAUGAAAAAGAAAAUAUAAAAAAGCAAGAACUGAAAGUAAAAAUUGAAAAAAUAGACAUGUAAAGUUCAAGAAUUAUUAGUACGUUUCAACCAUAUCCUAAUGUGACUUUAACAUUUUUUCUACAAAACUGUGUAAAACUUUACAAACUAUAGAAAAUAUACAUACGUCGGAAUUUCAUAUAAAAGUUAUUUUUAUAAGAUUAAACAGUUAUUUUCCGGAUCAAAUUGAUAAAAACCCAUGUACAAUACUAUAUUUUGUUCUGUAUAAGUUUAUUGUAUAAAAUAUUGUAAAAAUGCGUGACAUUAACAAUGUUUAUUUUAUAUGAAGUUAUGAAUUUAAAACUGUUGAGAUUUUAUUUACCAAAUACUGGACAUGCUUGAAAUGUACACACCGAUAUAAACUUCAUAAUGUUCAAUUCCUUUGUAAUUCAAGAAAGUCACUACGUACGCACAUUUAGUGACAUUGAUGUAGCAAGAACUGUAAAGGAAAUUAUUCGUAUAAGCAUGUUAAGUAUAGAUGUGUAAAAGUAGCGGUUAUUUGUGCAUUAAAAAUUUGGUGGAAAUCUACAGAAAACAAAAAUAUUCGAUUAAUUUUUAAUUAUUAAUUGUAAAUGAGCAUAUAACAAAAUCAACGAACUUAUCACUUAUAGAUAAGUGUAAUAAACAUUAUACAUCUUAA
Molecule: messenger RNA, 3407 nt
Organism: Bombus pascuorum
Lineage: Eukaryota; Metazoa; Arthropoda; Insecta; Hymenoptera; Apidae
Gene: Ciz1
Product: glutamic acid-rich protein
Exons: 12
Coding region: 215-2791 (858 amino acids)
Cellular component (GO): nucleus
Source: RefSeq, a predicted model, not a curated record